This is a messenger RNA of Spinacia oleracea (spinach), 872 nucleotides long. Its product is annotated as dehydration-responsive element-binding protein 2F. Gene Ontology annotation, cellular component: nucleus. Gene Ontology annotation, biological process: response to stress; positive regulation of DNA-templated transcription. Gene Ontology annotation, molecular function: transcription cis-regulatory region binding; DNA-binding transcription factor activity. NCBI's taxonomy places the organism in Eukaryota, Viridiplantae, Streptophyta, Magnoliopsida, Caryophyllales, Amaranthaceae. Bases 73 to 858 code for a protein of 261 amino acids. The record is from RefSeq and is a predicted model, not a curated record. The transcript has a single exon.
GCUCAUCAUUCACACCAAACACAUCACAUAACUCUUCUCACUCUAUCAAACUCACACUGAAAGAAUCCAAGAAUGGAUAACUCGAAGAAAUCGACAUUGUCGAAACCAUGGAAGAAAGGCCCUGCUCGAGGCAAAGGAGGUCCUCAAAACGCUACUUGCACGUAUAGAGGAGUAAGACAAAGAACAUGGGGUAAAUGGGUUGCUGAAAUCAGAGAGCCUAAGAAAAGAAGUAGACUUUGGUUAGGUUCUUUUUCUACUGCUGAAGAAGCUGCUUUAGCUUAUGAUGAGGCGGCAAGGCGGCUUUAUGGUCCGGAUGCUUAUCUUAAUCUUCCUCAUUUACGCUGCAGUUUUAAUCCAUUGAAUAAAUCACAAAGGUUUAGGUGGUUUCCUUCUAAGAAUUUUAUCUCUAUGUUCCCUGCUUCAAGUGGGUCAUCUACACCGUCGUUGCUCAAUGUUAAUGUGCAACCUAGUCUUCAUGUUAUUCAUCAGAGACUCCAAGAGUUCAAAAAUAAGUCUGAACCCAAGGUUGUCAAGAGUGAUAAAAGGGUGCUUGUUGAACAAGUUAGUAGUAAUGAGCACAUAAACUGGGAGAAACCUCAGAUUGAUUUGAACGAGUUUUUAGAACAGAUGGGAGUUUUAAAGGAAGGUGAAACAACUUACACUAAUGACAAAGUUGAUGCAGUUAACAACCAUGAUGAGACUGCCAAAGAGAUAUUCAUAGAGGAAAUGAAUUCUGAGUGGAAUGAAUUAGUAGAAAUUUUAAGAGAGGAUCAUCAACAAGCUGAAUCAAGCAGAAGCUUUGGAGAUUAUACUAUGGAUGAGCUAAUUACUUUGCCACCUACUAUUUGGGACUUUUAAUUUUUCAACCCCUU